AUGUUCCGCACCGCUCCCCGCAUGGCCGGAUUCGUGUUCCGCGAAAACCGUGUCCCUUACUACCAACGUCUGUUCCAGCAGCACGACGGCAAGCGUCAGUGGUGGAAGACUGAGCGUAGCGGCUAUGUCAUGUACCCCUACCUUAUCUCCGUUUAUGGCAUGGGCAUUGCUACCACCUAUGCCAUGUGCCGUAUGGUCUUUGUCAGUGUCCCUUUACUCAUUGCGAUAUCACCCAAACACUAUCCUAACAUCUUGGGCGCAAUAUUCGACUAA
Molecule: messenger RNA, 273 nt
Organism: Aspergillus clavatus NRRL 1
Lineage: Eukaryota; Fungi; Ascomycota; Eurotiomycetes; Eurotiales; Aspergillaceae
Product: cytochrome c oxidase subunit 7
Exons: 4
Coding region: 1-273 (90 amino acids)
Source: RefSeq, a predicted model, not a curated record